Messenger RNA from Syngnathoides biaculeatus (alligator pipefish), 836 nucleotides. RefSeq lists its product as uncharacterized. Gene Ontology annotation, biological process: regulation of heart rate by cardiac conduction; sodium ion transport; cardiac muscle cell action potential involved in contraction. Lineage: Eukaryota; Metazoa; Chordata; Actinopteri; Syngnathiformes; Syngnathidae. The record is from RefSeq and is a predicted model, not a curated record. The transcript is spliced from 6 exons. The coding region runs from base 131 to 814 and encodes 227 amino acids. Gene Ontology annotation, molecular function: sodium channel regulator activity. Gene Ontology annotation, cellular component: voltage-gated sodium channel complex.
AGCAUAUUAGUGGCCAUUACUUCCAUUGGGGAAUGGUUGGAGACGCGAGAAUUUUGAGUUCCAAGCGUGGUCACUGAUUGCAUCUAAAUCACUCAUUCUGGAAAUAAACCGAGGACUUUAUGGAGCCCGGAUGAGCGACAUGGGUGGAAUUUUUGCAAUGGCUCCCAAGCAAGAUCCGUGGCCUCUUCUCAUUGUUGUUAGUCUAUUUGUGUGCGAGUGUUUCAGUGGCUGUGCUGAAGUGGACUCGAUGACCGAGGCCGUGCAUGGUGAGGCCUUCGUGCUGGGCUGCAUUUCCUGCAAAAAACGGGGGGAGGUGUCAGCUGUCACGACCGUUGACUGGCACUUCAGACCUCAAGGAGAGGAAAACUUUAUACACAUCUUCCACUACGAGCACCCAAGUGCCAAUGUGAUGGACGAAGCCUUCAGGGGGCGUCUGGACUGGCUGGGCACGCUGGGUGAGGACGUCCAGGCGGGGGCCAUUGCUGUGCACAACAUCAGCUACAAGGACACCGGCACGUACCGCUGCACCUUCAACCGAAUGCUUUUUCUGGCGGAAUUCCGGUAUCACGUCAGCGUGUUGAAGGAGGUGAAGCUCGGUGUAGUGGAAACCGCCAACCGUGAGAUGGCGGCGGUGGUAUCGGAGAUCGUCAUGUAUGUGCUGAUCGUGCUGCUACAGUUGUGGCUCAUCGUGGUUGUGGUCUACUGCUACCAAAAGGUGCACAACGACACUGAUGCCCGAGAGGCGAGAAGAGCUCUCAAGGCUCACAAAGAACUGCUGGACUGUGAUGGCGUGAUGUUAGAUGGAGCUAAAUAAAGUAAAAUAAAGUAAAUCUGGU